Plenodomus lingam JN3 is the source of this 1191-nucleotide messenger RNA. RefSeq lists its product as uncharacterized. Lineage: Eukaryota; Fungi; Ascomycota; Dothideomycetes; Pleosporales; Leptosphaeriaceae. The record is from RefSeq and is a predicted model, not a curated record. Gene Ontology annotation, cellular component: mediator complex. Gene Ontology annotation, biological process: regulation of transcription by RNA polymerase II. Gene Ontology annotation, molecular function: transcription coregulator activity.
AUGUCGGAUCCCAGCGCAAAGCGGCAACGUCUGGACUCCACUGGACGAUUCUCACCGGCCAGCCCGCCCUUUGACGUCGCAGCCUUGGCAAGCACCACCACAAAGACGCCCAUCCACCCGCGCACACCCACCUCGCCGCCAUACUCCUCGAUGAAUUCCCAGCACAAUGGAGGUUUCGCCCAGGGCAGCACUGCGGCUCCCUCGCUCACGUCGCCCCACGCCGCGCUGCCCAUGUCGCAUUCCCUCUCCCAGUCGGCGACAUCGGCUUCGACCCUUCCCCCAUUCCCCACACCAGCCAGCACCACCGGCGUCAUGUCGAGCGCAAACAUCGACAGUGAUGGCGAUGCCAUGAUGGAAGACAGCACUGAUGACGAUGCAUCGCGGAUAGACACCCACAGACAGACCAACCACAACCGGCAACGCAACCCGAUAUACACCCCAGACGGACGAAUCAAGGCGGCGCAAGGAAUCUGCGGAAAUAGGCUCUUCAAACUCAACGAAGGAAAAGUCGAACCCUCGCGGCCACACUGUUCACAGAACCUCCUCAAGCUCUAUGGCCUCGAGCCGCUCGCCCGAUCUGUUGCGCGGAAUGACCCCAUUACAGGAGAGAAGAUUAACAAGCUUCGCAAAUCCUACGAGGGACACAUCAAGCAGAUGCAGAUAGCCGGUAAGCCCAAAGCGACCAAGAUGGACAGGGUCUUCUUGGAUCCACUGAGCAUGGGCUGGGAGGAUUGGCAGAAUACAAAAGUGCAGGGGAAAGAGAUAGCAAAAACGGGCUUGAAUCACGAUCAGACUGCACUGGCACCAGACUUUGCCAGCAAACUCGACGCCGCACUCGCGGGCAUGUCCCCUGGACCGCUCCCCAACGCAGAUGCCGCCAAAUACAGAGCCUACAUUGGCACAGACGACACUGUCAAAACAAAACCACAAGACGCACCACCACAACGCCCAUUUACUUCAUCCGCCCCUACACCCACCAACGGCGCUCAACAACAAAGAGGGCCGCACAGGCCAGAAAGAACGGGAUCGAAACGGCAAUACACCGACGCGGCAUUCCAGGGCUAUGGCGAAGGCUACGGCGAUGCCGACUCAACAGGCGGGGAAGACAACGCACAAGGCAGCAUGUCCAAGCGACGGAAGCUCUUCGAACGCACAUCACAUUCCGUCGAGGUGGGAGGAGCGCGACGAUAA